AUGACACAAAAGGUUUUGUUCUUCGUUAUAACGGUAUUGUUAAUCAUUGUUUGGCUUACUUAUGAGAUCAUUCAAACUCGUUCAAACUCCUUUGGUUUUCUGAAACAAAACUUACCAGCUCUGAAGAGGAUUUAUCCCAACGAGAAAGAUGACGCGUUUAACAGUGGCGUCCUAUCAUCUGCACACUUUUUACGCAAAGACUUGAUCCAUAGUUUCAACGUGAGUACAAACGGAAGUGACGUCAUUGUCUUUGUUCGAAUCCAGAAAACCGGAAGUACGACGUUUGCGUUACAUAUGGCGUAUGACCUCGAUAUCCCACCGUGGUGUCAGUGUGAAGCUAAAAAUAAGUGUGGGUGUUAUAAAGAGUGGAAAUCAAAUAUUUUGUUCAAACGAAAGUGGCAUACGCACCCCUGCAAGGCCCAUGCCGAUUGGACCCACCUGCAUGCAUGUGUGGAAGUGGCUAUGAACAAACGGCAUGGUCGGAAAAUCAAACAAAGGCACCUGUACGUUACCAUGGUGAGGGACCCACUGCCGCGUUACAUCAGUGAAUGGAAACACGUUUCAAGGGGUGCCACUUGGUCUGCAGCCCCCCUUCUAUGCAACGGUCGUUCCCCGACCAAGGAGGAGCUACCCCCGUGUUUUGAUGUUGAUUGGAAGAACGUAACCCUGCAUGAGUUCAUGGAAUGUCAAUCAAAUCUAGCUGUGAACAGACAGACCCGGAUGCUGGCCAACCUGAGCAUUGUUGACUGCUACAACACUUCCGCUUCCGGUUGGACUUACGACGAGAGACAGUACCUCAUGCUGGCAAGCGCAAAAGAAAAUCUGAAGAAUAUGGCUUUCUUUUGUUUAACCGAAUAUCAGGAACUGUCACAAAUUCUUUUCGAGAAUACCUUUAACUUAACAUUUACUACCAAAUUUGAAAAUAGCCCUUUGCAGAAUACAUCAUCCGCAUACGAUAUAACUGACAGCGACCACAACAGAAUCAUUCACAUCAACAGAUUUGAUGUAUUGCUUUAUCAAUAUGCCAAAGAUUUAUUUUUUCGAAGAUUGAAAUUCCUUUCCUCGGCAACUAAACAGUCACAUCUGAGGCGUCUUAUUAGGAAACUUAAUAUCUAACCAUGUUCUUGCUUUCAGUUAGAGAACAAUUUAUGAGGUACCAACGGCACUGGCAACUUUCUCAUGAUGAAUAUAUACUGAACAACACUUGUUCCUGUGACCCUGAAUACGAUUUAAC
Messenger RNA from Haliotis rufescens (red abalone), 1234 nucleotides. RefSeq names its product heparan-sulfate 6-O-sulfotransferase 3-B-like. The transcript has 2 exons. Lineage: Eukaryota; Metazoa; Mollusca; Gastropoda; Lepetellida; Haliotidae. Gene Ontology annotation, molecular function: heparan sulfate 6-sulfotransferase activity. Gene Ontology annotation, cellular component: membrane. The record is from RefSeq and is a predicted model, not a curated record. The coding region runs from base 1 to 1116 and encodes 371 amino acids.